GGGUAACCAAUACUCAAGAACCUCGCACUUCAUUCACUUUUCAAAGCUCCGUGCAACAGAGUUUAUUUAAUGUGUGUAAUACCAAUAACAUCAAAAUAACUGCACCUUGUUAGCACCUACCAGAAGAACUUCAGUUAGAUUUUGUAGUCGGGUUAGUUAAAAUCCUUAUAUCUUCUUUGCACUUUGUCGGCACGCUAUUUCGACUUAAUGGCUAACGAGGAUCAACAUGUUUGUGGAUUUCAACUGCAGUUUUUUCAACGUUAACAUGAGAUCAUACGUGAAAGAAGGGCGCGUGAAGGACCAUGGCGCGACUACCAUGAUUUUAGAGACCCUGGAUCCACGUCUGUUGAUUGUGCAAGACGCGACACCCACUACCUUGCCAACUUCCAAUGUGAUGGAGAAUGAUACAAGGUGCGGGGAACACAUUCUGCGCCACGGCAGCGUGGAGAAAGUGCUGAUAGGGGGGAUACUCACCAUGCUUACUUUUAUGACAAUUUGCGGGAACUUGCUUGUGGUCAUAUCUGUGUGCUUCGUUAAAAAGCUGAGGCAGCCCUCUAAUUAUCUGAUCGUUUCCCUUGCGGUGGCAGACCUGUCGGUGGCACUGGCAGUAAUGCCCUUUGUCAGUAUCACGGACCUCAUAGGCGGACAGUGGAUUUUUGGUCAAUUCUUCUGCAACGUUUUCAUUGCUAUGGAUGUGAUGUGUUGUACAGCGUCUAUCAUGACCCUGUGUGUGAUCAGUAUCGACAGGUACCUCGGGAUCACUAAGCCACUGACCUACCCUGUACGUCAGAGUGGGAGAUGUAUGGCCAAAAUAGUACUUUCUGUUUGGCUUCUGUCUGCCUCCAUCACUCUACCCCCUUUAUUUGGCUGGGCACAGAAUGUGAAUGAUGGCAAGGUGUGCCUAAUCAGCCAGGAUUUUGGCUACACAAUUUACUCCACCGCGGUUGCGUUCUACAUCCCCAUUUCCGUGAUGCUCAUCAUGUACUACCGAAUAUACCGGGCAGCCCAAGUGAGCGCGGCGAAGCACACGAUCGCUGGCUUCCCGCGGGCGGACGAGGACGAGAGCGUGGACUGUGUCACCGCCGCCAUGAAACUUCAGAAAGAGGUGGAGGAAUGCGCGAAUUUUUCGCGACUCCUGAAGAGCGACAGAAAGAACAUUUCCAUUUUCAAACGGGAGCAGAAGGCUGCGACCACGUUGGGGAUAGUGGUGGGGGCCUUCAGCGUGUGCUGGCUGCCCUUUUUCAUACUGUCCACGGCGCGGCCCUUCAUCUGCGGCGUGCAGUGCAGCUGCGUCCCCUUUUGGGUGGAGAGGACCCUGCUGUGGCUGGGCUAUGCCAAUUCUCUCAUUAACCCCUUCAUUUACGCCUUCUUUAACAGGGACCUCAGGACCACUUACCGCAACCUGCUCCGGUGCAAGUACAGAAACAUCAACCGCAAGCUCUCCGCUGCCAGCAUGCACGAGGCGCUCAAGCUCGCUGAAAGACCAGAUCUGGUGCUCUAGUUCGACGUUUC
This is a messenger RNA of Megalops cyprinoides (Indo-Pacific tarpon), 1512 nucleotides long. RefSeq names its product 5-hydroxytryptamine receptor 7. Gene Ontology annotation, molecular function: neurotransmitter receptor activity; G protein-coupled serotonin receptor activity. Gene Ontology annotation, cellular component: dendrite; membrane. The record is from RefSeq and is a predicted model, not a curated record. The transcript is spliced from 2 exons. NCBI's taxonomy places the organism in Eukaryota, Metazoa, Chordata, Actinopteri, Elopiformes, Megalopidae. Gene Ontology annotation, biological process: circadian rhythm; G protein-coupled receptor signaling pathway, coupled to cyclic nucleotide second messenger; chemical synaptic transmission. The coding region runs from base 227 to 1501 and encodes 424 amino acids.